Molecule: messenger RNA, 3460 nt
Organism: Prunus dulcis (almond)
Lineage: Eukaryota; Viridiplantae; Streptophyta; Magnoliopsida; Rosales; Rosaceae
Product: twinkle homolog protein, chloroplastic/mitochondrial
Exons: 27
Coding region: 50-3055 (1001 amino acids)
Biological process (GO): DNA replication
Molecular function (GO): single-stranded DNA binding; 5'-3' DNA helicase activity; ATP binding
Source: RefSeq, a predicted model, not a curated record
UUUUCUAUCUUUCGCCUCUUUCAAAACCCAGUUGCUAGUUUGCAGAGACAUGCGUCUUCUUCUUCUUCGACCUCUUCGUAAGCUCUCCUUUUUAUCCUCAAGCGCUGGUCUUCUAAUGGGCACCGUGCAACUCUUCAAGUCCACUCCUUGUCCAAACCCAUUAACUCCUUCUUCACAAAGACACUCAUUUCACUCCCAUAGACUCGUUUUCUCCCCACUCUCGCCAAAGCCCAUGUCUAAAACCCGGCCACUUUGCCUUAGAACUAAUGGGUAUUCUUAUGUCUCACAUGCCAACGGCGCCGCACCAGCUGAAUUAGAAAACGCAGAAGAAAAGAGAGUGGACUUUAACCAAUUGUCGCGUUUGAAGCUGAAAUUAGAGAUGCUUGGCAUAGACUACGGAAUAUGUAUGCCAGGGCAGUACAACCACUUGAUUUGUCCAAUAUGCAAAGGUGGCGAUUCAGAGGAAAAGAGCUUAUCGGUUUAUAUUUCAGAAGAUUGGGGUUCUGCUUUUUGGUGUUGCUUUCGUGGGAAAUGUGGGUGGCAAGGUAGAACAACGGCCGUUGGAGAUAACAAGUUGUCACGAGAAACUUCAAAUCAAAUUGCCAAAGUGAAGAAAAAAAGGGAAAUCACGGUGGAAAGUCUAGGACUGGAACCACUUUGUGAGGAGGUUCGAGUGCUUCUUGUACGGGAUUGUGACACAAAUAAUAUUUAUUACAGGCUUUUGGGAAAGUUUUCGAGUCUCCCAGAGUUCCAACCCAGAGUGCAGCGGAUCACAGCUAAAGUUCCAAACACAUAUAAUGGACAUGCUUCUUCCAUUUACUCAUUUCCUGAUUGGAAACUGAGAAGAAAUAAACGGGUUUUACCCUUAAACCCCUCUUGUCAAAUAUCUUACCCUCUUCUCCCCUAUUUUCUAUCUUUCCCCUCUUUCAAAACCCAGUUGCUAGUUUGCAGAGACAUGCGUCUUCUUCUUCUUCGACCUCUUCGUAAGCUCUCCUUUUUAUCCUCAAGCGCUGGUCUUCUAAUGGGCACCGUGCAACUCUUCAAGUCCACUCCUUGUCCAAACCCAUUAACUCCUUCUUCACAAAGACACUCAUUUCACUCCCAUAGACUCGUUUUCUCCCCGCUGUCGCCAAAGCCCAUGUCUAAAACUCGGCCACUUUGCCUUAGAACUAAUGGGUAUUCUUAUGUCUCACAUGCCAAUGGCGCCGCACCAGCUGAAUUAGAAAACGCAGAAGAAAAGAGAGUGGACUUUAACCAAUUGUCGCGUUUGAAGCUGAAAUUAGAGAUGCUUGGCAUAGACUACGGAAUAUGUAUGCCAGGGCAGUACAACCACUUGAUUUGUCCAAUAUGCAAAGGUGGCGAUUCAGAGGAAAAGAGCUUAUCGGUUUAUAUUUCAGAAGAUUGGGGUUCUGCUUUUUGGUGUUGCUUUCGUGGGAAAUGUGGGUGGCAAGGUAGAACAACGGCCGUUGGAGAUAACAAGUUGUCACGAGAAACUUCAAAUCAAAUCGCCAAAGUGAAGAAAAAAAGGGAAAUCACGGUGGAAAGUCUAGGACUGGAACCACUUUGUGAGGAGCUUGUUGCCUAUUUUUCGGAGCGAAGUAUAUCAACGGAAACAUUGAGAAGAAAUGCUGUAAUGCAAAAAACUACAGGUGUUCAGAUUUGUAUUGCAUUUCCUUAUUGGAGAGACGGACAGCUUGUUAGUUGCAAGUAUCGGGACAUCGAAAAGAAGUUCUGGCAGGAAAAGGAUACCGAAAAGAUUUUUUAUGGGCUGGAUGAUAUAAAGGGAACUAAUGAUAUCAUCAUUGUUGAAGGCGAAAUUGAUAAGCUUGCAAUGGAAGAAGCUGGCUUUCAUAAUUGCGUGAGUGUGCCUGAUGGUGCUCCUCCAAAGGUUUCCUCAAAGGAUUUGCCGCCUGAAGAGCAGGAUACAAAGUAUCAAUAUCUGUGGAACUGCAAAGAGUACUUAAAGAAGGCAUCACGAAUUAUACUUGCCACUGACGGAGAUGAUCCUGGUCAAGCCCUAGCUGAAGAGCUUGCACGUCGCCUUGGAAGAGAAAGAUGCUGGCGAGUCAGAUGGCCAAUGAAAAAUGAUAAUGAGCACUUCAAAGAUGCAAAUGAGGUUCUUAUGUACUUGGGUCCCGAUGUUUUGAAAGAAGUAAUUGAGAAUGCUGAAUUAUAUCCUAUACGUGGAUUGUUCAACUUUGCAAAUUACUUUGAUGAACUUGAUGCAUAUUAUUAUCGGACUCUUGGAUAUGAGUAUGGUGUCUCAACUGGGUGGAAAGGUCUGAAUGAGUUGUACAAUAUUGUUCCAGGUGAGUUGACUAUAGUAACAGGUGUCCCUAAUUCAGGCAAGAGUGAGUGGAUUGAUGCUCUGUUGUGCAAUCUCAGUGAAAGUGUUGGGUGGAAAUUUGCACUUUGCUCUAUGGAGAACAAGGUUCGGGAGCAUGCGAGAAAAUUGCUGGAGAAACACAUAAAGAAGCCUUUCUUUGAUAAACGUUAUGGUGGUUCUGCUGAACGAAUGAGUGCCGAAGAAUUUGAGCAAGGGAAACAAUGGCUAAAUGACACCUUUUACCUCAUAAGGUGUGAGGAUGAUUCCCUUCCAAGUAUCUCUUGGGUUCUUGAGCUCGCACAAGCAGCAGUACUUAGGCAUGGGGUGCGUGGACUUGUAAUUGAUCCUUACAAUGAGCUUGAUCAUCAACGUCCCCCAAAUCAGACAGAAACAGAGUACGUAAGUCAGAUGCUUACCAAGGUUAAACGGUUUGCUCAGCAUCAUUGUUGCCAUGUUUGGUUUGUGGCACAUCCGAGACAGUUGCACCAGUGGGUCGGGGGUCCCCCUAAUCUCUAUGAUAUAAGUGGAAGUGCACACUUCAUAAAUAAAUGUGACAAUGGAAUUGUAAUUCAUCGUAAUCGGGAUCCAGGGGCUGGUGACUUGGAUCAAGUACAAGUUUGUGUUCGGAAGGUACGGAAUAAAGUUGCAGGAACGAUAGGUGACGCCUAUUUGACAUACGAUAGGGCAACUGGUCAAUUUAAGGAUAUUGGUAUUAAAAAGAGCACAUGAGGAGAAACAGGGAAUUAUGUGAUCCACUCUGAACAUCCUUGUACAGUGGAAUCUAGUAGCGUAUUGGGGUGUCUGGUGAGUUUCCUGAUGCCCUAUGGGAGUUUUCAUGUCGCGAAACAGCAUGGUCGUGAUCCGUGACAAAGAAGGAAACCACAUCGAACCACACAGGAGGGCUUACGAUCAAAUUUUGUAUGCUUUCCUCAUUGGAGAUGUAGAUGUAGAUUUAGUGAUGUAUUCAACAAUGUAGAAGAUUCAAACUGAAUUAUGUGUUCUAUUCCGACGUCAGGAUUCUUAAUUUUGUAUUUAAUUUAUAUUUUUUUCUCAGCCAUUAGAGAUGUGGCCAUUUCACCUUUGUUUGCUGUGGCUGGAAAAAGUGGUAGAUGAAAUGGGCAUAUUUUGGGGUGA